AUGAACAAACACGCCGUUCCUUCCUUCAAACACUCUCUUCCUAAUAAACUCGACCUCAUCACGGCCGCCUUCGACGACGCUCUCCUCCGUAGUCUCAAGACGCUUUCUGCGCCGUCGAUCAGCUUGUGCUGGCUGUCUAAGGCCGUCGAAUUUCUCGCCGUCGCACACGCCGAGGCCAGGAGGCUAAUCUUCUCCAGUCUCGAGGUAACCGUUUUGGAUGACGCUCUUGCAUCUUAUUUGGAUGACAGCGUGAAGCUCCUGGACAUAUGCAACUCCGUCUCCGCCGAGAUCGAGCGGCUCCGCCAGCGCCGGAUUUUUCUCGCUCUCGCGGUUCACCUCCUCGGCGACGGGAAGGUCCGGCGAGCGCGGGAGGCUUUAACGGAAGGGGAGGAGGCCCGCCGCGCUGCUUCGGGAUUUGGGAAAGCGAAUAAUGCGGAGGCGCUGGUGAAGGAUCUGGCGCUGGCGCUCCUCCGCAGCGCGCCGCCACGUGGAAAGAUCUCAAAGGUCGCGAGAGUCGUGCGUCGGACGGUGUACGCCGUCGGAUUGGUGACCGUGUUCGUCGCCGGAGCAUUAGUCUCGGCGAUGGAGGGAACGCCGGAGACGGUGACGGUCCGGGCGCCGGCGGAGUAUUCUUGGGCCGAGUCGUUGAAUGAGCUGGGAACGGAGGUCUCCGGCGAGCUGAAACGGCGAUUCGGAAAGGAGGAGAGAACGAAAGGUCUGCUGUUGGAGGAGGUGGAUGACGUGGCUACACGCGUCGGGGAAGCGUGUGAGAUGGCGGAAGAGGACACGGAGAGGAAAGAGCGGUUGAACGACGUCGUAAAAGAGGUGGAGAGGGCGAUGGGGUCGUUUUCUGAUGGGUUGGAAGGGUUGAGUAAAGGAAUGAAUGUAAUGUUUCAUGGUGUUUUGAGUAACAGGAACUUCAUGUUGAACCAUGUUAGGGUCAAAGCUUAG
Messenger RNA from Fragaria vesca subsp. vesca, 951 nucleotides. RefSeq names its product UPF0496 protein 4-like. NCBI's taxonomy places the organism in Eukaryota, Viridiplantae, Streptophyta, Magnoliopsida, Rosales, Rosaceae. The transcript has a single exon. The record is from RefSeq and is a predicted model, not a curated record. Bases 1 to 951 code for a protein of 316 amino acids.